Messenger RNA from Clupea harengus (Atlantic herring), 2141 nucleotides. Its product is annotated as N-terminal EF-hand calcium binding protein 1. The record is from RefSeq and is a predicted model, not a curated record. Gene Ontology annotation, biological process: regulation of amyloid precursor protein biosynthetic process. Lineage: Eukaryota; Metazoa; Chordata; Actinopteri; Clupeiformes; Clupeidae. Gene Ontology annotation, cellular component: cytoplasm. Gene Ontology annotation, molecular function: calcium ion binding. Bases 819 to 1865 code for a protein of 348 amino acids. The transcript is spliced from 13 exons.
GUGUCAGAGUGGGAAUUGAUUCCUGUGGCUUUUUAAAUCACUCCGAGGACCCUUACGGAGGCCAAAUCAAUUACUUCUUCUCCGCGUAUGGCGCUACAAUGACAAUGAGUCAUUAGAGUAGGCCUAUAGUUCUUGCUCAUGCCCAUCUUGUUUGUCACUCUUAAAAUGGCCCUUUACCUGCCUCCUGCCAUCUCUCUCUCUCUCUGUCGGACAGGAGUGCUGUGUGCAGUGAGGCCAGCAAUAUCUGGUUACUUUUAUUUGUACUGCGCACACCGCAUGUAAAUGGUCUCACACGGUAAAUAAUUACAUUUAUGAACAACUGAACGCAAAAUAUUUUAAAAUGGUGAAAGUAAAAACAGCAGCAAAGCAGCCCAGCGUCUCAGCCAUGUUGCCAUUCCUCUUGUUACAGACGGUAAACUUAAGCAGACCGUGUUAAAGCAUCCCGACUGGACAUAAGGUUGGCUAAAAUAAUCUCUUUCAGCAGAUUUCGGUGCAAAAAUCCAAAGAAAGCAAUGACAAAGAGAUUUACGUAACGCACCAAGUAAUAACGUGAGUUGUCUCAUCAUCAGAGUGCACAGCUUCACGAAUGAACUGGGGGCUCUGCAGAAGCGCGCGGUUCGGCACGCGCUAGUUGCAGCAGUCGCGCGCCCAUCAUCAUCAACCUGCAGAGUGCGACGUCGGAGACUGACUCAAAACUGACUAGCUUGUUACUGUUGCAGCCUGUGUUUCUUAUCUCGCAUCUUAGCCCGACAUACAGUUUUGGUUUGAGUAAUUGCGUUAUUAGUCCUUUCGUUUUUUCUGAGAUUGUUGGAGUCAUCAUGGAUUGCUCAGAAGAGGUUCAGUCACUCUCGGAUGAGGCGAGCACUCCGAUGGAGUUGAAGAAAGGAAUGUCCAUAUUCCUAGAUAUAUUGAGGAGGGCGGAUAAAAAUGAUGACGGGAAACUAUCGUUUGAGGAGUUCAAAGCGUACUUCUCCGACGGGGUUCUCACAGGAGAGGAGUUGAAGGAGCUGUUCCACACCAUCGACACACACAACACUGACAACGUGGAUACAGAUGAGCUGUGUGAGUAUUUCUCGCAGCACCUGGGCGAGUAUGAGAACGUGCUGGCUGCCUUGGAGGACCUGAACAUGUCUGUGCUGAAGGCCAUGGACAAGACCAAGAAGGAGUACCAGAACGCCACACACCUGGAGCAGUUUGUGACUCGUUUCCUGCUGAAGGAGACGACCAGCCAGCUGCACUCCCUCCAGAGCUCCAUAGAGUGCGCUAUGGAGACCACUGCUGAGCAGACCCGCCAGGAGAGGCAGGGGCCUGUUAAGCCAGAGGGCUUGUCGAUCCAGUGGUCUGGCCGGCGCUCCAAUCGAAGACUUCAAAGGAACAACAGCCUCUCCCCCAACAACCCUCUGCUCAGCAUCCUCCACUCUGGUCUCUUUGAGGAAGACAGCCAGUGGACGACCCAGAUCAACCGACUGCAGAAACUCAUCGACCGUCUGGAGAAGAAGGAUCUGCGUAUGGAGCCGGUGGAGGAAGAGGUGAUGGAGGGCACCACCAAAUCACAUAUCCUGAUUGUUCAGAGGCAACUCUCUGUGUUGGAGGAGGAACACGAUGAGUUCCGCUUGGCGCUCCGACAGUACAUCGACUGUGCCAGCGCUCAGACCGGCUGCCUCCAUGUGUCCGUCCAGAGGUUCUCCAAUGGAUCUCGCUUCAUCCUCUAUGAAUUCUGGGAACACAGCAAUGUGUGGAAGAAUCAUCUUCAGACAAACUACAGUAAGACCUUCCAGAGGAGCAACGUGGACUUCCUGGAGACGCCAGAGGUCAUGACCUCCAUGCUGGUGCCAGCCUCGUGGUGGGUUCUGAACAACAACUAACGCCAGCAGUAGCCGUCUUCCUUCCCAGCCCCGUUGGCCAAUCAGGUGGCUGGAUGGAGGAGAGGGGGCGUGUACCCAUGUGUGUGUCAGUGUUUAAGUGUGAAGUCAUGGUUGUCAUGGUGAUCGCCCCCGACCCCCGACCCCAUGUCAUCCAUUUGAGUAGGAGUAGUGUGUUCACUCGUAGAUGAUGUCCUUCUUCAAAGCAAUGACACUCACACACACUCACACACACACACACACAUACACACACACUCACACACACACACACACACACAC